Messenger RNA from Mesorhabditis belari, 3915 nucleotides. The record is from the annotation of a GenBank genome assembly. Lineage: Eukaryota; Metazoa; Nematoda; Chromadorea; Rhabditida; Rhabditidae.
AUGACUGAUGGCUCUUUCGCAGCCGUUCAAUGCGAUUCAUUGUUUUGUUGGUGUGUGAGCGAUGGAGGGAUCGAAGUGAGAGGGACGAGGAUUGGAAGACCCCUUCUACCGAAUUGUGCCGUAUCACGCGAAUGCCCACAGAAAUCGUGCAUCGAUUCGCCUACAGAGUGCCUCCAUGGAGCGGCACUCGAUUCGAACGGCUGUGAGACGUGCGAUUGCUUUGAUCCGUGUCAUAAAAUCGCUUGCCCGGGCGAUUCCUUCUGCGUUCCGAUGGCGCCGAGUGAAUGUUUGACGCCUCGUUGUCGCCACCUUCCGAGAUGUGUCAUCAAUCCGUGUCCUAUCGGAGCUCCACUUAAAGAUAUAACGACGCUGUUACCCGUUGAGUGUCGAGAGAAUAACCAGUGUCGAGACACGAUGACCCCAUCAUAUUGUAGAGCACACACGAGUCAAGGAGGGUAUUGUUGUCCGGCUCCAGAACCGAGAUCAGCGCCGGGUGGUUGUCCAACAGUUGGCAUCUCUACAUCGUGUACAAGAGAUUGUGUGCUGGAUGAUGGAUGUCCAUCGGGAAACAAAUGCUGCUUUAAUGGAUGUGGGAUGAGCUGUCUGCCAGCUGUGAUCGCAAUCGUUCCCAUUCACCGAGAGCCAAAGAUCGGCUCGUGUCUGCCGGUGGAGAUCCCCGAAGAGUUUGAAACGGGCAAAAGAUUGGAGAGUGAAUGUGUGGUGAAUGAGGAAUGCCCACAGCUUCAGCUAUGUUGCAAUGUCGGGUUCGGGAGAAAAGCUUGCACAUCUUCGCAUCUCACCACACCGUGCCUUCACGCCCGUGGCGCUGCUCAAUCGCUGGCGGUGUUUAAUCCGAAUUACCAUGUGCCGACUUGUGACUCGGAGGGAGCCUUCGAGCUCAUUCAAUCCGUGCAUAAUCUCCGUUGGUGUGUCGAUGAGAUGGGAAAUGAGAUUCCAGGCACGAGAACGAUGGGGAGAGUGCCGCGAUGCCGUUUGCCGAGAUCCUGUCGGAUCAUGCCUUGUGACAAGAAAUGUCCAGUGGGGCUGAGACUUGAUGUCGAUGGGUGUCCACUUUGUGAAUGUCUCGACCCGUGUCAAGAAGUCGUUUGUCGAAAAGGGCACCAUUGCUCUCUUGUCUCGGUGCAGUGCACGACGGAAAGAUGUCCACCGGUGCCUCGAUGCAUUCCCUCAAUUUGCCCCAGCAAUUCCCCUCCACUGAUGAUCUCUUCGCUGCUCAUUGAAUGUUCUCCAUCAACCCGAUGUCCUCAAGGAUUUCAUUGUGUUUCGACGGGCUUUGAGGGUCGGGGCUAUUGUUGUCAGGGAGCAGAACCGAUUCACAUGGAAAAAUGGCCAGCAUGCCCAUCACUGCCUCUUCUCAACUCGACAACGGCUGAUGGACCGAGUUGUGAUGUUGAGUGCUAUUCUCACAACAACUGUCCCGGAUCACUUUGCUGCUUCAAUGGCUGCGGGAUUCAAUGUAUUUACAAAUGGUCUUCACCAAAACAAGAGCUUCUCCCGAGUGUUGGAGAGAAAGAGAAAGAAGUGAAAAACCCAAUCACCAUCAUGCACAAAAUCAUACCCGCUGGCAAGAAGUUGAUAAAAAUAGUUUCAUCCGAGGAAGAGGAACGAGUGGGCAAAUGUCCAUCGAUCAAGCAUUUGCCUGGUAGAGAAAAAAGCUGCAUAAACCUGUGCUCGGUUGAUGACGAUUGUCCGAGUUUUGAAAAGUGUUGUUCAAAUGAUUGUGGCCGUGAGUGUCUACCGGCCGUUUUACCCGGUUGUGUCCUACUGCUAUCGGGAUAUUUGCGAGCUCUUCAUCAACUCUCAUCCCCAUAUCCGCCACCCGUUCAAUGCACAAAAGAUGGUCGAUGGAAGGAAGCACAAUGUGAUAUUCGAGCAGGAGAGUGCUGGUGUGUGAAUCCACUGUCGGGAAUCGAGAUCGUCGGCACGCGAAAGAGCAGCAAUCAGCCACUGCCCGAUUGUUCAGUAGCUCGUGGCUGUAGAUCGUUGUGCGCCGCAUCAACUUGUCCUCGUGGUUUACUCUUGGAUUCAUCGGGAUGUCCACUUAUCGAUUGUCAAUGUGCAUCUCCGUGUGAUCGAUUGGACUGUUCGUCAAGAGGGCAAACGUGCAUUGUCACGUCGGACUCGUGUCUUGAAGGGAAUUGCCCUCUAGUUCCGAAAUGUGUCUCAUCGGGGUGUCCAAAUGGCUGGUCUCCAAUCGUGCGGCUCCGUUCACCACUUCUUUGUGGUUAUCGAGAGUCUGAAUGUCCGACUGGGGAAUGUCAUCCGAUUCCCGAUUCACAAGAUAAUCUAUCGAUGUGUUGUUUGAAAAUCGCUGUGCAUAAAAUCGAGACGACCACUGUUGAAGUUCAAAUGAUAGAGUCGGCUCCAAAUGAGACAAACUGUCAACUUCUCCGUGCCAGCUACGAAGAGAUCCGACAAGCUGGCGGUCAAGUGUUAACCGCUGAACCUAUUUGUCAGAAAGAUGACGGCAAAUUCUCAGCGGUUCAAUGCGAGCUCUCUGGUUUGUGUCGCUGUGUGGACAGAUCGACAGGCACCGAGAUUCUCGGAUCAAAGCGAAUCCCGUUAAUUGGACAAGAUGUUUGCACUGCUCAAAUAGCCCAUUGUUCGGUGCGUUGUGUGAUCUCAUGUCCCUUCGGAGUGGAAACUGAUGGAAUGGGAUGUCCACUAGCUGGUUGUCCCUGUCGAGACCCUUGUUUAUCAAUUCGUUGCCCCUACUCAUCGAUUUGUCUCCUGAGAAGUCCCGAUUGUUCCGAGGCUCACUGUAUUGCAAUGCCAGUCUGUGAACCGAAUCCUUGCUCCAGAGGAAACAAGCCGGCUUUUGAUUCGAGAACAUUUUCUCCGUUCGAGUGCAAAAAUGAUCGAUCAGUGUCAUGUCCGGCUGAUUUCUAUUGUGCAGGUGAAAACGGAGAUGGACGAGGUGUUUGUUGUCCGGGAGUGAAUGGCGUUUUAUCCGAAUGCCCACAUGGAAUCCCAUAUCCAUCAUUCGAUGACGGUUCUCCUCUACAAUGCUCAGUUCAAAUGAAUGGCUGCCCAUCCACUCAUUAUUGCCUCACACAUCCCCGGAAUUCUUCCGGAAUCUGCUGUGUUACAAAACGUCACGUUUGCCACGAACGAAUGGAUAUUGGGGGUUGUUCUUUGAAUGUUCAACGAUAUUUCUAUUCACCCGAUGAGCAGAGUUGUCUCCCGUUUGAAUAUGGUGGAUGUGGGGGGAAUUUGAACAAUUUCCCAACAAGAGAUAGUUGUGAACGCUUUUGUGAAGGAAUCGGCUUUAAUAUGGACACCCCUUUGCUUUCGGACGAUGGACGACCGAGUGAACAAUAUGAAAUGGGUUUCGCAUUGAAAGGAUCACGAUUGGAGCUAAAUGAUAAGGAUCGAAUAAAGAGUCAAGUGUUAGCCAUUUUGCUGUCCCGAUUCGGGCUCACCGAACGAGAAGUGCGGGAUUUGUCAGUUCGUGUGCCCGACUCGGUUCGUUUCGUCAUUCAAUCGCCAGACGCACGCCAGAAAGCUCAACAGAUACAUGAAGCGGUAAUGAACGGUUCUCUUCUUAUCCGUUACUUGGGCUCAACAUAUUCAGCCGAACCGCACACCUGGUUUGCUACUCAAGUUGCUGAGAAAGAAAAGAUUAACAAAAGCUCUGUUUAUUGGGCAGUUCUCAUUGCGGCCACGACCCUCUGUUUAGUCGUUUUCGCCGUUCUUUGCUGUGCAUGUUCAUGGAUGAUCCGGGCCAAAGAGAACCGUUGUGACUCAGCCCGAUCAGCUUCUUCCGAUCUUCGAUCACAUUCAUUCUCUCAUCACAUUCCGCCACAGAUGUUACACGCAUCUCGUGCCUCGACGAUUCGUAUGAACUCGGAUCGAUCAAAUGACCAAAGACCCCAGCUAACAAGAACUCUUUAC